Olea europaea var. sylvestris is the source of this 753-nucleotide messenger RNA. Its product is annotated as deoxyhypusine synthase-like. The transcript has 3 exons. Lineage: Eukaryota; Viridiplantae; Streptophyta; Magnoliopsida; Lamiales; Oleaceae. Gene Ontology annotation, molecular function: deoxyhypusine synthase activity. Gene Ontology annotation, biological process: peptidyl-hypusine biosynthetic process. Gene Ontology annotation, cellular component: cytoplasm. The record is from RefSeq and is a predicted model, not a curated record.
AUGCUCAAAGAAGUGGUUAUCUUGCAUGACGUUCGGAAAGUGGUGAUAGAGAGUGAGAGUUAUAGUGAUGAGAUGCUCGAGUUGGAGAACGCUAGUGAUGGUGAUGAAGUGGAAUACCUAGUAGAAGGUGAAGCACUUGUUUCAAGGCGUGCUUUUAGUACAGAAGUUAAGGUGGAUAAUGUGGAGCAGCAGGGAGAGAAUAUUUUCAUAAUAGAUACCGCGUUGGGGAGUUUUACCAAUAACAAUAUUCCUAUCUUCUUCCUUGGCUUAAUAGAUGGUUCACUGGGUGAUAUGUUGUAUUUCCACUCUUUCAAAAAGGAGCCCGAUCUAGUCAUCGACAUUGUGCAAGUUGAAGAUCUUCACUGUCAUCUUAUGCUAAUUUGUAACAAUGUAGAAUAAUGGACACAAUUAAGAUAAACAGAUAUUAGGGCCAUGAAUUGUGAGGCGGUCCAUGCUGGUCUCAGAAAGACUGGAAUGGUAAUUCUUGGAGAGGGGCUACCCAAGCAUCAUAUAUGCAAUGCAAAUAUGAUGCGUAAUGGUGCAGAUUAUGCUAUAUUUAUCGACACAUCACAAGAGUCUGAUGGAAGUGAUUCAGUUGCCCACCCUGACAAAGCUGUGUCUUGGGGUAAAAUUCGAGGUUUUGCUAAUUCGGUGAAGGUGCACUGUGAUGCAACUAUUGCUUUCCCUCUCCUGGUAGCAGAAACAUUUGCUGCCAAGGUAAAAAGAUCGGACGAAACCACUUCUUGGGUUUAA